Messenger RNA from Fusarium pseudograminearum CS3096, 705 nucleotides. RefSeq lists its product as uncharacterized. Bases 1 to 705 code for a protein of 234 amino acids. The transcript is spliced from 3 exons. Gene Ontology annotation, molecular function: Atg12 transferase activity. Gene Ontology annotation, biological process: protein modification by small protein conjugation; protein lipidation; macroautophagy. The record is from RefSeq and is a predicted model, not a curated record. Gene Ontology annotation, cellular component: intracellular anatomical structure. Lineage: Eukaryota; Fungi; Ascomycota; Sordariomycetes; Hypocreales; Nectriaceae.
AUGAGUAUAGAGAAUUUCCCCUCGCUGAACUCCGAAGAGUUCACUGAAGCAUGCCAUCAUCUCGACAGGCAAUAUUGUCAGGCCUCACUAGGCUCCCAGCGAGCACGUUGGAAACUCAGACUCUGCAACGCACUCUGCACCGACUUUUCUUACGGUGGAGGUUUCACGACAUAUGUUCAAAUAAGACGCCCUCUCGAAUUUGACUUGGAUCAUGGAGAUCUCUCACUAGACUUGGGCGGGUUUUCUUUCUCAGACCAGAAGAGCCCUCAUGUAUCGAUAGCGGAGGACAAGGAUAUGCUAGAUGCUGAAGAAGCAGACGAGGCUGCUCUUAUAAGACAGCGAGCUCGUCCAGAGAUUGCCAUGGUGGAAUACGAAAUUCAUCUUCACCCUACAUAUCGUGUGCCUUGCCUAUGGUUCACUCUACGCAACCUACCCGCUGAUGAGCCCGCGUUUGACGUUGACACCGUCUUCCGCCGUCUUGUGCCUGAUGAGUACAAGGCUGGCCUCCGGACACUCGGCAACGUAGGUGGGAUAUCGGCCGAUCAUCACCCUAUCACGGGCGUCCCAUCCUUUUUUGUCCACCCAUGCUUGUUAGGAGACGCCAUCUCCAAAUUCGAGUGCGACAGGACGAACUACCUCAUGAUAUGGCUCGGGCUUGUUGGGGGCUGCGUGGGUCUGUGGGUGCCCAAAGAGAUGGCAAUGUAG